Messenger RNA from Arabidopsis lyrata subsp. lyrata, 3655 nucleotides. RefSeq lists its product as uncharacterized. The coding region runs from base 272 to 550 and encodes 92 amino acids. Lineage: Eukaryota; Viridiplantae; Streptophyta; Magnoliopsida; Brassicales; Brassicaceae. The transcript has a single exon. The record is from RefSeq and is a predicted model, not a curated record.
GGUCGAAUACGAAGGCUUGCAUCUUAUAUGUUUUUGAGUGUGGGGAAUAUGGCCACCGAGAUAGAGCUUUGUCCGAAGCAAAACCAGACUGAUGUAGAAAACUCACCGGCGGCGAAGGAGGUUCUCCCAAACCCGGAUCCGCAAGUCGGGUCGGAACAAAGGCCUUUCGGACCUUGGAUGCUACCUCCCAACAGACGUCGCAAGAGGACCACGUGGUCAGCCUAAGAAUCAGGGACCACAAGAUAGCAAAUACCCAAAAGGAGAAGGAAGGAUGUUAACAAACCCAGAAAGGUCGUAUCGGUCAGGGAGCCAGAAGCGAGAUGCGUGCGCACGGGUGAGAAAUCAGCCGUAUUUCAGCCUAGUGGAAAGAAGACACUCAGUGCUAGCAGCAGGAGUACUUUCUCGGAUACGGUCCCUUUUUAUAGGUUUGCUGCCCUGCGACACGUGGCAGAAGAGGACUCAAGGACACAUGCCAGAUCUUUGGGUCGGUAUUUCUUCCUUAAGAUCUCAACCAACCACCCUUUGGUGGUUUUCCACGACCGAACCAUAGGUCAUGAGGCAUUCAAAAUUUGACAUGCAUCGAGGUCAAUCUUUGCACCUUAGAUGUGAUGAGACUAUUUAUUUUCAAAGCGACCCGUUGAACCCAAAGCCCAGAGCGAACGACCUUGACAAAGGUCCCAUAAAGACCCUUUUUUGGGGGUCUUGUUUCAAGGUCUUAUUCCUUCCAUAGGAGGACCUUGGUUCCAAGAUCUCUAUGUCUUUAAUGCCCCUUGGGACGUUGAAAGGAGUGAGUACUUGGAGGACUUUGGGGUCGGCCGGCCUCUGUACUAAAUCAUAUUUCGGAUUACGGGGAACUCCCUCUCUCCUACGCCUCUCAGUCAAAAGAGUGCGGGUUCCCAUCCCGAAUCUCCUUAGCUUAGUUGAAAGUGAAAAACCUCUCUCUAUCGCCCUUCCUUCUUUUAGCAGUUCAUCUCGAGAAUCUUGAAUGUUUAGCGAAUCGAUCGUAAUUGGUCUGACCGCUCAAGGCUUAUCUCUCUAUUCCCCUUUCUGGUCUCCGGUCAUUGGUAGAAAGCCUGUAAAUGGAAUUUCUCUCCUCUCCUUUCAGUCGAGUUCCCUCUUUUAUAAGAGUAAUAAAUUACGUUGGACCUCUCCGAUGGCCAUUGCUGGGGCAUUCUAUCAAGUUAGAGCUAGGGCUUUCUAUCAAGUUUUCCUGAUCUCUGAGUCCCUAAAGAUGCUACCCAUAAAGUACUAGCUUUUGACUGUAGACAUAUCACAGUAAAUCGAUAGUGUCCUUAACAGUAAACUGCUGGGUGCCCCCCAAAAAAGGGGCAGAAGCUGUGAACGAUGGAUACUAUUGGCGAACUGGAACAUAUGUCGGCUACAGAGAAUAUUUCAUUGUAAUCGAUGCGAGAAUAUCCCUUUCCCACCAAUCUUGCCUUAAACCGUGGAGAAUAUGGGAGCAAGCCUACAUCGAGCAAGUUGACAUUGCGAAAUUGUGUGAAAUAAAUCAAAGAUGGAUCUUUUUCACGCCCGAUUCGAGAUGCUUCCUUAAGCGCCUUAGAUUCUCACGAGGAGUAUUGGUCAUUGUAAGUGAUCCAUCUAGUGCAUGAAGGGAAAGGCUUGAUCUGCUCAUUCCCCCUCUUUCUUUGAAGCAGAAAGGCAAAGAGCUGCUUCUUCAGGACAGGAAGAGACCCCCAAUCCUAUGGAUACGAUGAACGGGAAAGAAACCGAUCCUCCUUUAUUUGAGUCCCUCGUGGAAGAAGAAUUAGCUGAUGUAGAAGGUUUCUUUCUUAUCCUAUCCACCACAUCUUUUACAUACUCAGACAGACUCCAGCGCCUAUUUCAAGCUAAAGAGAUCACAAUAGUCAAUUCGCUACGCCCCUACUCUUUAGACUUAGACUCACCAACUUAACCAAUGGCUUAGAGGGCGAAGGACAAGAAAGUCAAUUGGCAGAAAAGAUUCGCUACAGAUCGAUGAUCAACCCUCAUUUCUCAUUAGACUGCAACCCCCACUGAAACGAAAGGAGCUGUGGUUAGCCUGAACUUCAUUCUCACCCGUUCCCUUCAGAUUAUUAGGGGAAAGCAAAAGUCGAUCCGCUCAACGCCUUGCUCUCGAGACUCUUUCGCUAACUUCUCCAAUCAAGUUGAGUGCUUGGAUCUUUCUUCAAAGGAAUUCUUCCGGAGAGUCGCUCCAACUUAGAAUGGGCCCAACGCUCCUCAACCAUAGGAGCCGUGAGAGCCCUCUAAUAAGAGAAGGAGUUGUACGCAACGCAGGAAAGCAAGAAAAGAAGAAAAAGCAAUUCAUGGGGGAAGUCACAGCAUCAAAACCAGGAGUUCAAGUAGGAAGGGGUCGGACGGGAUCGCAUGAGUACGAGAGAAAGCAAUUCAUGGGGGAAAGAAAGGACGAUGCCAUUCAAUUAUGGGACUGAUUCUUUGACUUGCUUUAGCUUUCCAUUCUUUGGAUAAUGGUCUAGCCGAGUAACUUGAUCUUCCUUUACCAUCUAUAUCUGAAUGGACUUUACCAUCCAUAUCUGAAUUGAAAAGAAGAUUGAAGUAAGGAGCAGGUUCAAGUCAUAGUUCUCACCAACUAUAGAAGAAUAGGGAUCUACUCGUGCUAAAGAAGAUUGAUAGCCAACUACCAUCUUAUCUGUUCGGAACGAACUCCUAUGUCUUAUUGGUAUGUGAUUGAAAUCUAUCGGAUCCUCCUAUGUCUUAUUGGUAUGUGAUACAAGCAUAUUAAAGGAAAGAAUGCGGAAGGAGAUUGGAAAAGCUUUCCAUAGGCUUGGCCCUAGAGGUUGUCAUUGAGUUGAACUAGCUCGCCUUCUUUCCUCGAUCAGAAUACGAAUAAGAUCUUCACUUUUGGGAUAAGUGAAAUCGUAUGUAUCCAUCCAUGGUGUAUCUGGUGCUCUCGUAUAUAAGAGAAGGGCAGCAUUUAUGAGUAAUCGAUCUCACAAACUAUCAAUUUCAUAAGAGAAGACGAAGACGGAUCAAAUUGAAUAAUCGAAGAGAGAUGGGACCCUAGCUACGAGUCAUUCCCUCUGACGUCGAAUGAUCUACUUGCUUGUACUUAUCUUUGUCGAGAUGUUGUUGGUCUUCAGUAUACCACUCCGUGGGUACAAGAUCGCAAAGAAUGCAUUCCAAGUGAGAUGUCCAAGAUCAAAGGAACGAGGGUAAGAAUCGACGAGGAAUCAAUAAGAUAUAAGAUAAGUGAAUGACAAAGCGUGAGUAGAAUUCUCAACCCGAGAUGUUAGAAGGUGCAAAAUCAAUAGGUGCCGGAGCUGCUACAAUUGCUUCAGCGGGAGCUGCUAUCGGUAUUGGAAACGUCUUCAGUUCUUUGAUCCAUUCUGUGGCGCGAAAUCCAUCAUUGGCUAAACAAUCAUUUGGUUAUGCCAUUUUGGGCUUUGCUCUAACCGAAGCUAUUGCAUUGUUUGCCCCAAUGAUGGCCUUUUUGAUCUUAUUCGUAUUCUGAUCGAAGAAAGAAGGUUUCCAUUCAGUCUCAUAAAGCAAGCACCUCUUUCACAUAAGAAAGUGGAGGCAGGCUUGUGGGGAUACGAUCUAAAAUGAUUCCACAUGAAAGAGGACCGGGCAAUCGCCCUCUUGAGUAAUGAAGAAGCGGGCUAGUCCCCGAAAAUGCCCGUUAAUAAAGCAAGUUGGG